This is a messenger RNA of Marchantia polymorpha subsp. ruderalis, 2582 nucleotides long. NCBI's taxonomy places the organism in Eukaryota, Viridiplantae, Streptophyta, Marchantiopsida, Marchantiales, Marchantiaceae. The record is from the annotation of a GenBank genome assembly.
CCACUUCCAGGCGGCUGACGGCUGGGCUCCUCCAUGUCACCCCGACUGCCUGCCUGACUGACUGCGUAACGGCGUCAUGCGCGUUUACUCCACAACUGCGUAAUGCAGGGAGCGGGAGAAGCAGGACGAGGAGGGGGCGAAGAAGCGAGGGCAGGACAGCAAAUGUGGAUUCACGUUCAUGAUCGAUUGCAAACGGGGCGAAUUGAUCGUGAUGGACGUGAGAGUGGGGCAGGGCGAAUGAGGCAGUGAUUGAGGGAGUUGGUGGAUGGCCCGCGCGGCAUGCAAUUUCAUCUUGUCGGCCUUCGCUCGCUAUUAGCAGGAGCAGUCGAGGAGCAGACAUGAGCGGUAGUGGUAGCACUGCCCCCCGCAUUCUCAUUGCUGGCGAUGUUUGUGGACGCCUUGCUGCCCUUUACAAACGAGUUGCUUCGGUCAAUAAAUCAAAUGGACCAUUCGAUGCCCUUCUUUGCGUCGGGCAGUUUUUUCCAAGUGAUCCAAGUGGUAUCGAGGAUAUGCAGAAGUAUAUCGACGGAACAGAGCCAAUACCACUGCCCACCUUCUUUGUCGGUAACUAUGGAGAGGGAGCCAACCUGCUGCUGUCCGCGAGUAAACUCAAAGCUGCCCAAGCUGGUCUAAGUAUGGAAGGGAUUCCCGUUUGUCAAAAUUUGACUUGGCUGAUUGGCAGCGGCAUAUUAAACCUUCAUGGCCUGCGAAUUGCUUAUCUGGGUGCAAAAUACAUUCCUGACCUUUAUCAGGAUGCUAAAGGUGCGGCAGCUGCAGGAGCGCAUCACGAAGAUGAUGUUGAUGCGUUGCGUGCAUUUGCAGACGACAAAGCUGUGACUGACUUAUUUUUAUCAAACGAGUGGCCACUGGGAGUGACAAACGGGGCUGAUCUGGUCAACGUUCCUCCAAAUGUCAAUGCUGCCACAGGAACAAUGAUAGCUGCAGACCUUGCCACUGAGUUAAAGCCGCGCUAUCAUUUUGCAGGGACAGAGGGAGUCUUUUACGCCAGAGAGCCCUACUUGAAUCCUGAUGCUGACCAUUGUACUCGUUUCAUUGGACUUGCGACUGUUGGGAAUGAUAAGAAACAGAAAUUUCUACAUGCUCUGUCUCCAAUGCCGGCAUCUACCAUGGCUUUGUCAGAUCUUGCCAUACGGCCUCCGAAUCUGACAGUUUCGCCCUAUGAGAUAGCUCGUAUUGAGAGUAAAAGUGCGGGUUCCAGAGCCACGAAUUUGCGAAAUGGAUUGGCCAAAGAUACAUCUCGUGGUGGAAAACAUCCUGUCGACGUCGAUGGUCAAUACUGGAGAUAUGAUGUUGGUCAAACCAAACGCCAGAGACGGGAUGAUGGCGACAGGGUUUGCGUAGAAUUUGUUACUCGAGGCACGUGUUCAAGAGAAGGAAACUGCAGAUUUAAACAUGACUUAGGAGAUGGGACUCCUAUACCUAAGGGUGCAUGCUUCGAAUUUGUCACCAAAGGUAGUUGUGAAAGAGGUGCGGACUGUAGGUAUAGACACUCGCUAGAGAAUCCGGAGAGACGAGAACCUCUACCGGCAGGUGUAUGUUUUGAUUUUUUCAAAACAGGAAAGUGCGACAGAGGGGCUGAUUGCAGGUUUAGUCAUAGUCUUGAUAAUCCAGCUCCUCCUCGACCAACCGGACCUUGCUGGUUUUGUUUAUCAAGCCCCGAAGUUAGUACACAUUUAGUGCUUAGUGUGGGUGACCAUUGCUACUGUGCCCUAGCCAAAGGUCCUGUAGUUCAAGGGCAUGUGCUGCUUCUGCCGAUCGAACACUUUCCUUCCACUGUUUCUUUAGCGUUUGAUGUAUUAGACGAGAUGCAAAAGUACAUAGAUGGUCUACGGGAAUGUCAUCGGAGUCAAGGAAAUGCAAUUGUGAUCUUCGAGCGCUACAUUCAACUUCGUGCGGGGACACAUGCUCAUAUACAGAUCAUCCCAAUACCUGAAGCAGAAGCUCAAUCUGCACGUGGCGCAUUUGAAACUGCAGCAAUGCAGGCAGGUUUCGAAUUCCAAUCUCUUCCUUCAGGAAAGAGUCAUCGUCAAGCUAGAGAGGCUCUUUGGGAGUUAGUGCAAAACAGAAACUACUUUUAUGUGGAGCUUCCGGACCAGGCGAGACUAGUGCAUCCGUUGGACGGUGGUGCCAAGAUGAGUAUGCAGUUCGGCAGAGAGGUGGUGGCAACCCUUCUCAACAAGCCAGAACGAGGAGACUGGAAGGCGUGUGUGAUGAGUAAGGAUGAGGAAACCAACAUGGCUGAGGAAUUCAAACAGCUGUUCACAAACUUUGAUCCGAUGCUAUAAUGGUUUUCACAGAUAAAGGAUUUUCUCUUUAUCUUAAUUUUUGAUGGGUUGGUGGUUGAUAUUAGAAAUGAUCCUUUCAACUGUAGGAAGGCGAGAUAGAUGUAAAGCUAUUAUGUUGCCAAGGAUUUGUACAAAACAAAGAUUAUUUGUGCAAUUGACGUUGAGAGCUUAUGCCGUGGGGUUAGAGGUAUCGGAAAUUGUCUUAUUUUGUCAACAAAUUGUACCAACUGACUCUAUCUUCAAGCAUAUUGAAUGCCAAAAAGAAUGGAUGGACAC